CGGUUGAUCUUCUGAAACCAUGUUGAUGUACGGUGAAAUAUAGGUCUCAUUUACUCAGAAAUUGCUCUUGUAUAGGACCAUUUCAAAAACUUGACUAAAAUUGGGGAUUAUGCUGAUCAGUCUGUAAUUACUAAUCUCCGACUGAUGACCUGAUUUGAAUAAGGGACAUAUCCUAGCUAUCUUCGAUGCUGUUGGAAAAGUGGACGUAUUGAUUGAUAAAUUAAACAGAAUACAAAGAGGUAUUCUGAACACCAUGGCACAAUCUUUCACUAAAAAGCUCGGGACCUAAUCAUGACUUGAUGUGUACUUAUUAGGCAAUUCCUUAAUAGCUGUAUAGACCUCAUCUGUAGUAAAUCUACUAAUUGAAAUAUUGGGCAUGUUGAUAACCUUUGGACUGUAAUCAUUUAUGGUUGAUUGUGAUGGUAAAUAAACACUUUUGAAAUAAUCCAAUACCCUCUGGUGUACACAUUGAAGUAGCAGUAGCAGUAGAAUUAAUUACUAUAUACUUAGAAGCGGUUAUGAAACGUUGACCUGCUAUUGUAAACGACUUUUCUUAAUGUAAUUUAUUGGUACGUACAUAAACAACCAAAAUGUUACAAGGCUUGACAAUUUUUUAAUUGGAACCCUAAUAAAAAAUCAUGUUAAUCUGUCAUGCGAUUACCCAACGAUUAAUUCUAUCAAACAACAGUAUUGCCAAUAGUUGCUCGUGCUUAGUGUUUGAUCCUUAUCUACAAGAUACCCAUUAAGUAGAUACAUUGCAGAUAUGUCACGAGUAAAAGAUAAUGACGAGGAAGUCAAAAAGAAGAUAGUUUCUCUGAUUAAGGGCAUUAUAAAAGGUGACACGGAAAAUUAUAAACUCGAAAUAACUAGAGCCUCCAAACCAGGUGAUAACUGGCUGGGGUUAAUGUACAGCGUAUCAAUUGUGAACGGAGUGAACUCUGAACUGAACCUAAUCGUAAAGAUGGCGCCCUACCAAGAGCCUUACAGGAAAGUGUUUCCUAUUCGAGUAAUCUAUGAUCGGGAAAUAUUUGUUUAUGAUAACGUUUCUCCUCAAUUUGUGAAGCUGCAGGAGGAGAAAGGAGUGAAAAUCAUCUUCCAGCCCUUCGCGAAGCACUAUGUGACAUCAUUGCAAAGUCAUGGUGAAGCCCUUGUAAUGGACAAUAUGAAAAGUAAGGGUUUCGUUACUGGUAAUCAUAGAGUCGAGGUCGACUACCCUCACGCUUUAUUGGUGAUGAAAGAGCUGGGAAAGUUUCACGCCAUGUCAUUGGCCAUGAGAGAUCAGAAACCUGGAGUCUUCAGGCACCUUCAGGACAACUGCCAAGAAUCGUUCUUCAACAGUGAUUCAUUUGAACCCGUAUUAACCAUGAUAAAAAACUUGGGCAAUAUUGUGCUCGAGUCAUACGAUCCUAUUAGAGACAGCUUGUAUAUUGAACCUCUUAAACGCUCACUAAGUAAAGUCAAUGACACCUUCGCCGGCAUGAGGUUACAGGAACGGUAUGGGGAGUACGCAGUAAUAAAUCAUGGAGAUGCUCAGAUGAGGAAUAUCAUGUUUAAGUAUGGGGAUUCCGCACACCCGUCCACGCCAACUGAACUAUGCCUAAUUGACUGGCAACUAGCUCACGUGGCAUCGCCCGCGUUUGACAUAUUAUGGUUUAUCUUCGUUUGCACCGGCCAGGAGUUUAGAAACCGCCAUUACAAGCAGCUACUGGAAGAAUACUAUGGCAGUAUGUCCACUCUAUUGCGACAACUGGGUAGCAAUGCCGAGAAACUGCUACCAUUUGAUGUUUUAAUGGAACACUUAAGGAAGUUCGCCCCGUAUGGAUUGUACAUUGCGAUUUGGAUUGCAGCACUGAACAUGAAGGAGAGCGCAAAUAUUCCAGAUCUAUACAACAGUAGCGAGGAUGUAAUCAUUAAUCACUUAUCCGUUGCUCCAAGCCAAGCUUACAUGACAAAAAUCCGUGGAGUGAUUUCGGAUUUUAUUGAGUAUGGGUAUACUUUCUAAACUUUUUUUAAAUUGUUGUUACAUUAUUUUUUCAUUUGAUCAUACAGUUAAUUCGCUUUGCUUUGAUGAUAAAAUAUAUAAAUAUACUCGUAUCUACUGCCUUAAGGCUACCAAGCACGUUUUAGUGUAACUUUGGAAUUGUAAAGACCUUUUUGUUUUAUACAUCAAUUAAAUUGUGAAUUUAGGGUU
This is a messenger RNA of Photinus pyralis (common eastern firefly), 2191 nucleotides long. RefSeq lists its product as uncharacterized. The coding region runs from base 764 to 2002 and encodes 412 amino acids. The record is from RefSeq and is a predicted model, not a curated record. The transcript has 3 exons. NCBI's taxonomy places the organism in Eukaryota, Metazoa, Arthropoda, Insecta, Coleoptera, Lampyridae.